Messenger RNA from Melanotaenia boesemani (Boeseman's rainbowfish), 1535 nucleotides. Its product is annotated as programmed cell death 1 ligand 1-like. The coding region runs from base 303 to 791 and encodes 162 amino acids. NCBI's taxonomy places the organism in Eukaryota, Metazoa, Chordata, Actinopteri, Atheriniformes, Melanotaeniidae. The record is from RefSeq and is a predicted model, not a curated record. The transcript is spliced from 5 exons.
GGGAAGGUGGAGCUCGGCUCGACACAAGACGCAACGUUGGAGUCUUGGAUUAAAAAAGUAGCUUAUUAGCUUUUUGUUAGCGGUGUUCUUUCAUGCUGUUUGAACUUCGUCAUCGUCAAAUUUCGGCAAUUUUUUUUUUUAAUUUGUUGCCGAGCAUUAAGACAAAAUAACUCAGCAGGUGCUGUUAAGUUUUUGCAGGAAGUAGGUGGAUCAGCGACGGCCUGUACAGACAAAAGUUUGAGAACUGAUUCAAAUCGUCUUCCUUCGUUUUCUGCUCCAUCUCCAAGGUUGCUCAAUGACAGAUGUCACCAGCGAGAGCUCUCUGCUUCCUGAUGAUUGUGGUUCGCUGGCACACAGUGGGUCAGACCACGUUACCUCAGCGAAUCUACCAGGCUGAGGAGCACAAAAAUGUCACACUGGAGUGUCCAUACCCUAAUACCGACAUGGCUCCUCACACAUUAAUAAAAGACCUGAAUAAGGAGAAUCCACUAGAGAGAAUUUGUCGGUAUGACAGCCGUCGUGAGCCUAAGCUGUAUAUCAAUGAGCUCUACAAAGGACGACUGCUCUGCGAUCCACAACUCAUCAAGAAUGGAUCAAUCUGUUUUGUCCUGACUGAUCUGAGACUCAACGACACUGGAACGUAUCGUUGUGUUGUUGUUGUUGCUAACAAAACAACUACAGAAGUGUUGCAGCUCGUAGUUACAGCAUCCAGGAAUCAGACUGUAACAAACACCUCACAGCCAGCAAGCCGGGGAAGAACUGAUCUUUAUAAAUGUAACUUUUCAGCUUGAAAAGCAUCCAGCUGAUCUUAAUCAGACAUCUUCAUGUCAGGAAUUAUUCAAAUGAAGCUGAAAGUUUGAGUCAUUGAUCAUCUGCAGUACAUACUGACUCACUGCUGUAGGUCUGAAUCUCUGAAGUAGAAGAGACAAUAAGUUCAUCUGGGUUGGUUUAUUCAAAGAAUACCAGAGAUGCUGAUCCAGAAGUUUGGCUGGAGAAAGGUGAUGUUUACGUGGAGCUGAUGAUGGAACUUCAAUGGGAACCUCUGUUUGUCCUUGGUGGGUGCAGGACUUGUAGGAGGGGGAUUGAGUAGAAGCUCAAUCUUCCACUGGGAGGGUUUAACAGGAGACUAGUAUGAAGGACACGAGUCAGCAAUUUCUCGAAAAAGGAAGCUCUGGAAAAUCCAGAGAGACUUCAUGUUACUCAAAAACUUCUGUUGUGUUUUUAAUUGUGGAGGCAUUUCCUUUCAGAAAGAUGAUCUGGAUUUCAGCUUGGCCUUUGAGUUUUCUCAUAAAGCACAAAGUAUUAAUACCCGUUAACAUGUUGUUCGUCUCUGCUGCUGUUGAUGUGAAAAUCUAUCAGCAGAGGAAGAUGCUUUAUGUAAUGAUUUUCCAGACUCAGCAGUUUGUAGGAAGAGUUCAGUGUUACAGAGAAGCUUUGAGAGAAGGACGUGUCCAACUUCAUGUGUCCAGACUCAGCUGGAGACUCUGGAAACUACAGAUGUGAUUUAGUUGCUAAUUAUGACGACAUGUUGAGGA